Molecule: messenger RNA, 997 nt
Organism: Thalassophryne amazonica
Lineage: Eukaryota; Metazoa; Chordata; Actinopteri; Batrachoidiformes; Batrachoididae
Gene: stpg4
Product: sperm-tail PG-rich repeat containing 4
Exons: 7
Coding region: 79-792 (237 amino acids)
Biological process (GO): epigenetic programing of male pronucleus
Cellular component (GO): germinal vesicle; female pronucleus; male pronucleus
Molecular function (GO): histone binding; chromatin binding
Source: RefSeq, a predicted model, not a curated record
UGCUGCUAUAGUAACAGUCACAGGUUUAAUGGUAGUCAGGUGUCACUGGAUCUCAAGUCCACCAAAUAGGGAAGGACAAUGAGCAGAGUGCAGGACAAGACCACGUGGAAAAACAAAGCCAUUUCCACAGGCAGCGACAUGACUGCUAAUAGAACAGAUAAGGCUAAUGAGGAGGACCUGUGCGGCCGCGGGAGCUGGUGGCUGCAAACGCUCACAGACACGCCCAUCCCUGGCCUUUAUCACAUCCGGGAUUUCAUUGAGGAAGCUGAAUUGAACCCGGUGAGGAAGACUUAUGGCUUCAAAGGUGUGGGCAGGAAAACCCAAAUUCUGGGUGUGCGUCAGGGGGACCUACUCCUUCCGGGGGUGUACAACUACACCGAUUCCACCCAGGAGGCCCUAAUGCACCAGGCUUCAUAUGCUUUCAAAAACUGUCCACGGCCAGACAUCCUCACCCUGGGCAUCAGGGACAAGCAUCUGAACACUUCACCAUGUGAUUACAAUGUGACAGCAAAACCUGUGGAGAAGCAUCCCUGCACGCAUGCGACGUUUCGGUCCACCGUGCAGCGGAUCAGCUUUCUGCAUAAAGAAGGACCUGCUCCAGGCUGCUACAGUCCACAAUCCAGACCUGCAAAAGGGAUCACUUCCUGCUUCAAAUCAGCAGUGCCGCGGCUCCAGUAUGUGCAGUCAAAAACCCCCGGACCUGGAGCCUAUGAUCCUUACUGGAAGCUGGGUGACCACCGGAACACCGUCGCCAACACGUCAUUUAGCCUGUUGUUCCGCAACAUUCCAUAGUGUGGAAUGUAUUAAUUCCACAACCAUCUCAUGUUUUCAACUUGCACUCUGAUCACAUAUGAUCAGACCAUAUUCUAUAUUAUAAUGCAUGCAUGAGUAUGGCUUAGAUCACGCUAAAACCAGGGAGAGCUAACAUUUUCUGUUUGGCAUGCUCAUGUAUUCUGGGUCAACGAUGAACGCUGCAAAAACAUAAAGUUGAUAGGAC